AUGACAUCCCCGGCGCAGCUCGAUAUUGCGUACCCCCCGACGUUUGCGUCGUCGUUCUGGACGUAUCCGGACUAUAGGACCGGUGCUACCGUCCUUUACUCGCGUAUGCAGGAUGGGCUGGACGAAAACGACUCGGUCCUCGCCCUGCUAAAGCACCGCGCCGAGACGGAGCGCGAGACCGCGCGGAUGCUUUCGCACGUCCCUGAGCCGACGCAUACGGCCGAUCCGCUCUUUCACGGUGCAUCGGCUAGCGACCGCAGCGGGAUUCACACGUCUGCGGCGCCCACCGCACGGACCUUUCGCCUGCUGGUGAGCGAGUUUGCAACGAGCCAGGCCGACGUGCACUUCCGUGCAGCGAAGCGCAUGGAGGCGACGAUCGUUGCGCCAUUCUCCGAGUGGGUUGAAGGCCAUGCGGACCGCAUGCAGGACAGCUACGAUACGGUCGAAGAGGCGCUGACGGCGAUGGAGCGCCAGAGCGCCGAAGUCGCGCGCCUGCGCACCGCCUACGAGUCAAAGUGCCGCCUUGCGGACGAGGCCGAGGACGACGCGCGCUUUGCCCCGGGCUCGCACCCGGCGACGCCACCGCGCAGCACCGACGAGGUGGUGAAUGGAACGCGCCGCCUGUCGCUCAGUGCACGCCGCGACGAGCCCGCGCCCGAGACGACAUCGCUCGAUCCCCAGCGCCUGCAGCGCCGCGAGACGCUGCGCCAGCAGUUUGGCUUUAAGCGCAAAGAAGAAGAGAAGGGCGACAAGAGCGAAGACAAGAGCGAGGAACACGCCGAUAAGAGCGAGGAACACGCCGAGAAGGGCGAGUUUGCCCCGGAAGAGACCUCGCCGGGCGCGGCGCUGCAGCGCUCCUCGUCGCGUAUCUCGACUUACUUGACACGCGCCGUCGGCAAGAUUGGCGACUCGCCGACGCUUGCGCAGGUGCGGGCGACCGUCAGCGGAUUGGCCGAUCCCCGGCACAUUCGCCUGCGCCGCGAGGCCGAAGUCGCGGAGCAGCAGUACCAAGACGGCGUCACGACGUUUGACAGUCUGCGCUGCCACUGCGAGCAGGUGCUCUUUCACCAGUACUCGCUGCUGCAGCGCUGGGAAGCCGACCGUGUGACGGCGCUCCAGCGCGUACUGAGCGCGUACAACCUCGCGCUUGCGCCGGCCGCCGAGGCGUACAAGGCCUCGAGCGAGCGUACGCAGCUCUUGCCUCAACGGCUGCAGCCUGCGGCGCACCUGCAGCACCUCAUGGACGAGCACAAGACCGGCCCGUUCCGUCCUGCCCCGGUCGUCUUCCGGCCGUACUACCACGACGAUCUGAACCGCGUCGCAGGCUCCGCGACGGCCGGCUUCGGCAUGGACCUCGUAUCGACCGCUAAAGGCACGGCGCUCGCGGCUCAGGAGACGUCGCUCAAGACGGGCCAGCCCGGGUCGGGCCUCGCGAUGCCUACGCUCCCGCCAGUGCUGCACGCGCUCCUCUCGGCGCUCCAGCGCUCGUACGCGGACCGUGCGCGGUGGGUGCCGAAAGACGGCGGCGACGUCACGGAAGCAACGAUCCACGCGGAAAAGCGCCGUAUCUGGCUGUACGAUGUGCCGCUGCACGUUACGCAUGCGCUGCGCACGCGCCUCAUCCAGCACGUCGCUCGCCAGCCGGACGCGCCCGAGUUUGCCGUGCCGGACACGCUGCUCGAUGCGGUCGACGCGCCGGUGCUCGCCGCGACGGUCAAGCUGUGGGCGCUCGAGCUUGACUCGCCGCUCUUGCCGUACAGCUCGUGGGACGAGAUUGCAGAGAUCUACGAUGCGGCUGCCAUCCGCCACGAGGCACAGGGGGGGCAGGCGGACGCGGAUCCUACCGAAAUCUCCAAGCCGAUCGUUCAAGGGAUCAGCGGCGUGCUUGCGCGCCUGCCAAAGCUGCACCUUGCAUGCCUCGAUGCGGUGAUUUCGCACCUGUAUAAGCUCGUCAAGGACACGCCGACCGACGAGGACAACAGCGUGUACACGGCCAAGCUUGGCCUCUCGCUCGGCCGCGCGGUCCUGCGCCCGAGCGCCGAGCGGCCCAGCACGGUGCACGCCAAGUACCCUGCGCUCCUUGUCAAGGACCUUGUCGAGCAGUACGAGACGCUCUUUCCCCCUCUGAUGCACACCAAGGCCAAGGAGUCGGACAUGAAGGCGCUGAGUCCUUUCCGCAACGUGCCGAUUCGCAGGCGGUCUACGCUCGUGGACCAGCGCAUCUCACGCAGCUCGUUGCUGGGCGCGGGUCUGCCGAGCGACGGGCUGCAGCGCCGCGCCGCGCAGUUUGAGCAGCUGCACGGCGGACGGAGCCCGAUGCAGCGGCAUACGUCGUUGUCGUACCGUCCGAUGCAGGGCGCCGAGCGGGCUGCACGGACGUCGCGCGUCGCCUCGGCCCAGGUGCCGAGCAGCUCGCGCGUGCCGGAUGCGUUGGCGCAGGUGGCCGAGCAGGCGCGCGCGGCCGCCGAGGAAGGCGGACUCGAUGCCCAACAAGCGGCCAAGCCAGUCAGCAUGCAAAAGGGAGCGGCGCUGGAUGCAGUGCGCCCUGAGGUUGCACCGGCUGUGGCUCCUGCCGAGGCGCCGGUGAGCAAGGCUCAGGCCGAGGCGAGUCGUGCCAAGGCCCCCGUUGAGGCACCUGUGAGCAUGGCGCCUGUCGAGGAGUCUCUUGCCAAGAUCCCCGUCGAAGAGUCCUUUGCCAAGCCCCCCGUCGAGGCGCCGGCGGCCAAUGCCCCUGCCAAGACCAAGGCCGAAGCGUUCAAGGGCCGCGCUGCCGAAGCGCCCCAGGCCCCCAAGGCCGAAGUACCUGUCAAAGCCCCGCUGCCAAAGGCUCCAGUGACGAAGGUUCCAGUGACUGAUGCGCCUGCUGCCGAGGCACCUACUGCUCCGGCCACUGACGCCGAGGCACAAGCUGCGCCCCGCCCUCCCUCCGCCUCGGGCAAGAACUCGAGCGUGCGCGACGCGAUCAAGGCCUUUGAGUCCUCGGCCAAGGACACCGACCCGCCUUCGGCCACGUUGGGUCCCAAGACUGAGCCUGCCGCAUCUUCCUCUGAUGCCGCGUCUGCUCGGGCCCCCCGGACGAGUACUGGUGUCAAAGGCCCGCGGGGCCCCCGGAACGUUUCCCAAAAGUAG
Molecule: messenger RNA, 3129 nt
Organism: Malassezia japonica
Lineage: Eukaryota; Fungi; Basidiomycota; Malasseziomycetes; Malasseziales; Malasseziaceae
Gene: rga8
Product: Rho-GTPase-activating protein 8
Exons: 1
Coding region: 1-3129 (1042 amino acids)
Biological process (GO): small GTPase-mediated signal transduction
Cellular component (GO): cytoplasm; plasma membrane; division septum
Molecular function (GO): GTPase activator activity
Source: RefSeq, a predicted model, not a curated record